GUGAAGCGUAGCCCCCUAUUGGAGGAGGGAGGAGAGGGAGGAGCUUAGGAGGCGGAGCAGAAGGAGAACCAUGACCCCCUGUCGCAGUUUGAUGAUGUCAUGCUGGACGCGGUGCUGGUGCCUGCCCUGAGGUUCUGUGGGCAGCCCGCCCGCUGGACAGGCAACUCCACCUCUCACAAGGGGGAGGUGGGUAUCAGUGCCAGGAUAACGUUUGAGGCCCUGUCAGGAGACAGAGCCAGUUCAGUCAUGGAGCUGCAGAAUGAGGGUAGUACGUCAGUCUACUACAGCUGGCAGCGCCUGCCUGUACCACACAGCUUCCCGGACGCCAGGACACACACACACACACAGCACUUCUACUUCAACACCUCCACAGGUGUGAUUCUACCAGGUGAUAGCCAGCCUGUAGAGUUUAUAUUUAAGUCAGAGGUCCCGGGCAUCAGGACAGAGGUGACACUGAGGGUGGCUCUCUACCAGGACAAGACCGCCGACCAGAGACACGCCCUGGAGAGGGAGCUGCAGCAGAGAGAGGCUGUGUCAGUGUGUCGGUCGUUGGUGUGUGACCUGUUACGAGGCGUGUGCACCCCAGAGAGACCCAGCUCCCCUGCAGAGCUCUACACCACCGAGGAAGAACACUUCCACAACAGGAACCCAAAGCUGCAGUACCGUUAUGAGACAGUGGAGGCGCUGAAGAGCCUGUGGCAGCAGGUGACUGCAGAAACAGGAGAGGACAGAGAAACAACCUGGGACCUCUCUGUGUCUACACUACGACAGGCGGUGCUGUCUCUGCCCCAUGGGGACGGGGAGCAGGAUGGACCCCAGGAGAGGCUCACCAGAGAGGGGGCUCUGAGCCUCUAUAACACCCUCCUCCUGGAGCUCACCCAGCCACUCAUACAACUCACACCACUACCACUCAACACUAUAGGGUUGCAGUUGUGGAGAGAGCUGUUGGAUGGUCUGGUCAGUGAAGCUCUGUGGCUCAGACAUCUACUGGGUCUCCCUGAGACAGACACAUGGGGGGAACACACACACGACCACCAUGACAGCUGGGGAAAGAUGAAGAAAGAGGAGAAGUGUGAGAAGAAGGCAGGAGCGUCCCUGAAGGAGGAGAAGAAAGUAGGGAGCAUCAAAGAGAAGGAGGAGAAGAAGGGAGCAGCCAAGCCUGCUGGGAAGGAGAAACCAGUGGAGGAGCGUCCAGGCAGUAAGAAGAAGGGUCGUGAGGAGGUGGUGGGGGGGAAGCGUCCUGGAGGUAAGUCUGGUAAAGAACCAGGCAGAGAGCUCUCCUCCACCACAGCCAGCCCUGAGAGUGACUAUCAGGACCACCUCACUGACUCUACCGUAGAGCCUGAACUACAGGACAAAUACAGGAGACAGCUGCAUCAACAGGCUAGUACACUGUUAUACUAUACUAUACUAUACUAUACUACCAGGACCACCACACUGACUCUACCGUAGAGCCUGAACUACAGGACAAAUACAGGAGACAGCUGCAUCAACAGGUGUAUAUUCUAAUGGAAGGCUUAGUGGACUCUCUGUGUGUGCUGUUGGAUGAGGCUGCAGAGGGACAGGCUGUGAGCUGACACACACACACACACACACACAGCUCUCUGAUCCCAAUGUCCAACUUAAAUAGAUUCCCCUCUUCCUCCUUAACACACACCUUUGUACUGAGAAUCCAUCACAGGUGCAGAGGUUUAUUUUCUCACUAUGACAUCAAUAAACUUGCUUUGUGAACUUA
Coregonus clupeaformis (lake whitefish) is the source of this 1735-nucleotide messenger RNA. RefSeq names its product MYCBP-associated protein-like. NCBI's taxonomy places the organism in Eukaryota, Metazoa, Chordata, Actinopteri, Salmoniformes, Salmonidae. The record is from RefSeq and is a predicted model, not a curated record. The transcript is spliced from 12 exons. The coding region runs from base 100 to 1452 and encodes 450 amino acids.